UCUGGGGCAGAAGUGUCUGUAUCCCGUGCUGCUGUAUUUCUGCCGCCACACUUGAAAAGAUGUCUCACACAUCACAGAAGCAUCGGGACUUUGUCUCUGAGCCUAUGGGCGAUAAGCCAAUUACAGCUUUGGCUGGUAUUGGAGAAGUUCUUGGUGGCAAAUUGGAAGAGCAAGGCUUUGAUAAGGCUUAUUUGCUUCUGGGGCAGUUUCUUAUCCUAAAGAAAGAUUCAGACGACCUCUUUAAAGAAUGGCUAAAGGAUUUCUGUGGAGCCAAUUCCCGACAAGCAGAGCUGUGUUCUUCCUGUCUGAAGGAAUGGUGUUCAUCUUUCCUGUGACGCUUUCUUCUAUGCACUUGUGUCCUGAAGUUUUUACCUGCUGAUUAUAAUCACCUCUCCUAAACUGUUCAACUCUUUUCUAAG
This is a messenger RNA of Bufo bufo (common toad), 419 nucleotides long. RefSeq names its product barrier-to-autointegration factor-like protein. Bases 60 to 335 code for a protein of 91 amino acids. The transcript has 3 exons. Gene Ontology annotation, molecular function: DNA binding. The record is from RefSeq and is a predicted model, not a curated record. Lineage: Eukaryota; Metazoa; Chordata; Amphibia; Anura; Bufonidae.